AUGGUGAACGAUCGUGAGCCUAAGUCUGCUGGUGCAGUGAGCCAGAGGCUCACCUGUAUAAUGUCAGCCAUACUCGAGUCCUACGCUUCUGAUGAUAGAAGACAUCUCGAUUACGUUGGAAUUAGUAAUAGCGAAGAGUUCAGAAGAUAUGUACAUUUGGUGGAGGAUCUGCAGAGAGUAAACCUGCUGACUCUAUCCCAUGACGAAAAGUUAGCAUUCUUUUUGAAUAUUCACAAUGCUAUGGCGAUUCAUGCUGUGAUUAGAAUUGGUCAUCCUGGAGGAAUGAUCGAUCGCAGGCCCUUCUUCGCUGAAUUCAUGUAUAUAAUCGGUGGCCACCCCUACUCUUUAAGCUCUAUUAAAAACGGGAUUCUCAGAGGCAACCGAAGACCUCCGUAUGUGCUUAUAAAGCCCUUCAGUAGCGGCGACAAGCGCCUGGAGUUGGCGUUUUCAAAAGUUAAUGAAUUAAUUCAUUUCGGGAUUUGGAAUGCAACGAGGGGGAGCCCGUCGAUCAGAUUCUUCAAUCCGAAAGGAAUUGAAUCCGAAUUGAGAAGUGCUGCAAGAGAGUACUUCCAAAGGGAUGAUGGUAUGCAGGUGGAUCUUGCCAAAAGGGCUGUUUGUCUCCCCAGAAUCAUCAAAUGGUACAGUGCCGAUUUUGGGCAAGAAAAAGAAAUACUAAAGUGGAUAAUGAACUACUUGGAUGCAAGUAAGGCAGGUCUUUUGACACAUCUAUUGAGUGAUGGUGGUUCUAUCAAUAUAAUUUACCAGAAUUAUGACUGGUCUCUCAAUUCUUCUUGA
Messenger RNA from Erythranthe guttata (spotted monkey flower), 795 nucleotides. NCBI's taxonomy places the organism in Eukaryota, Viridiplantae, Streptophyta, Magnoliopsida, Lamiales, Phrymaceae. The record is from RefSeq and is a predicted model, not a curated record.